AUGACUCCUUCACUCUUAUUCCAUUUUUUCAUCUUCUUCAUUGUCUUUACUUUAAAAGCCUUUUCUACAUCUUCAAUCUCCUACUCCGAACAUUGUCAUUCUUAUGCACCCGAAGCCACUCCUACUAAUAGAAUCCUCACGGGAUUCUCGUUACUAGAACGUAUAACUAGCAAUUACACAGGCGGUCAAAACAUUCUUGAUCAAGAUCCCCAAUGGCGACGGUCCAUCUUCUUUCAAGCCACGCAUAACAUAUUCAAGACAAACGUUGUUGACACAUACAAAAUGCAGGCCCGGUUAAGUUUCUUUCCAUCAUAUGCAGGUUAUCCCUCCAAUGUUACUGAUAUCAAGUCUAAUAAUACACGGAAAAUGUUAGUGUUUUAUCUAGAUGGGUUCUGGUCAGUGUCUACAAGUAAGCUUUGUAUGGUCGGAUCAGCUCGUGGGUCAACAAAAGAAGGUAAUCCACUUAAACUAAAUGUUGUUCUUAAGCUUAAAUUCGCUCAACGCAUAAAUUUGAAUAACAGUUUAGUGAGUGGAAUCUUGGAGAGUUUAGCUUCUCCUAAAGAUCUCGAUUACUUUGACCCAAUUUCGAUGAUGGGAUUUCCUCGAGUGGAUCCAUUUAGAUACAGCUAUACACUGCAAGAUUCAGUAGCUAAUAUGAAAUCUCUUGAUGUAUGCUUGAUUUUCGAGCAAAGAUUCACAACUUACAAGUUGGAGUAUUCAAGUAAUUGUAAAAAUUGUUCUUUAUUUGGUCAAGAUAAUGGCUACUUGCCUACUUUCAUGUCAUUGUACGGGAUUCAAUGUUCUCGGCAAAACAAUGAAAUUCGUUUUCUAGUAGAAUUUCAAGACAGAAGGUUUACUGCAUAUGAUCAAUCUUUCCGACCCGACAUAUCAUUAAUUGGAGAAGGAACUUGGAAUGGUAGAGAAGAUGAGUUAUGCAUUGUUGCUUGUCAUAUCUUGAACCAAAGUGAUCCUUUGGGCAGUGCCCAUGUUGGUGAUUGCUCCAUUAGGUUGACUUUGUGGUUCCCUGAUGUUCGGUCAAUCACGAAAACGCAUACCACCAAGGGUCAGAUUUGGACCACCAAAUUAACAGAUGAUUUGGGUUCGUUUAGAAUGGCUAAGUUUCAAAGCUUUGAUCAUAGCUAG
Messenger RNA from Helianthus annuus (common sunflower), 1143 nucleotides. RefSeq lists its product as uncharacterized. NCBI's taxonomy places the organism in Eukaryota, Viridiplantae, Streptophyta, Magnoliopsida, Asterales, Asteraceae. Gene Ontology annotation, cellular component: intracellular membrane-bounded organelle. The record is from RefSeq and is a predicted model, not a curated record. The coding region runs from base 1 to 1143 and encodes 380 amino acids. The transcript has a single exon.